CGCCACCUCCAGCUCCUCCCCUUCCAGAUCGCCGCCGCCACCUCUCCCUCGCGCCGCCACCAGCACCACUCCUUCCGAGCGCGUGCCGCCCAUCAUCCCUCCUCUCCUCCUAUCUCGCCGCCCAUUCAUCCGAGCCCGACGACGCCAGAUCCGCGCGCAGCCCAUCGUUCCGCACCUCCCGCAGCAGAUCCAGGGCACUGCCGAACCUCACUGCCAAACCUCACUGCCGACAGAUGCACCGCCGCCCUGCAGCCUUGGCGUCGCGGCCGGCUGGCUCGCCGGCGCGCGCGUGCUUCGAUGCACGCCGCUCCGUCCAGCUGGAUCCUCGGACGGCCCCCGUCCACCUCGCGCUGUAGGGAGGGGUCCAUCGUCUCCUCGGAGGAGGGGGCGGCCAUGUUUGUUGUACUCCACCCUAGCAGUCGAUCCCGGUCGUUGCUGCUUCACCAGCCUCCUCCUCUGGCAUCUCCGCAAGGGCACCCGACGCCAGGCAGGCCGUCGACGCGCUGGACCUCAAGGCCGGUUGUGCCGCUCCUUCUGCCAGCGUCCUUCCUCGACAACGUCCCCGACCUGCAUCCAGCUGCUCCUUCCCCAGCCCUCCUCAACUUCGCUCCUGGUGAGCUUCUGUAGAAAAAGGAGAACGGGCAACAUGGAGAAAGAUGCGGUGCUGGUGUGCAUGGUCCUGGGCUUUCUGGGCUCCGUCGCGGUCACCCUCGGCUUCAUCGCCAAAAACUACAGCUCCAAGUCCGUGCAGUACAACGGGACGAACUGCGUGUACCGGAGCCCGUCGGCGACGGGUCUCGGCAUCCUGGGGGUGUUCCUGGUGUUCAUCAACCAGGUCAUCCUCGCCACCUAUGCCAGCAGCUGGUGCCUCUGCCUGUUUUGCUGCUGCCCCUGCUGGACCAAGUGCCGCCGGCUGGCGCCAACAUCGUCCAAGUGGAACCCAGUAUAUAGUUCGGACGCUGAUUUAACUAGUUGAAACCUGUCCAUUAUUAACUAACCCCUAUUUCUUGAUGGUGUCUACCUCCACGGGAUAUAAAAUGUGUCAAUGUUAAUAUUGCACUGGUCCUUGUUGCUCUGUUGGCGUUAGUUACCUUCUUGUCAAAUACUCCCUCCAUCCCACAAUAUAAGACGUUUGUACAAGCUAACAUUGCUUGCAAAAAAUUCUUAAAUUAUGGGACGGAGGGAGUAAUAGAAGGUGAAUUUUUAUACACUUUUAAGUCCUGUUAAUAACUAUUCAGGGGGGGCAUAUUCGUUUCAUGAAUCAUCUAUAAAUAUCA
Triticum aestivum (bread wheat) is the source of this 1277-nucleotide messenger RNA. RefSeq lists its product as uncharacterized. The coding region runs from base 647 to 976 and encodes 109 amino acids. The record is from RefSeq and is a predicted model, not a curated record. The transcript has 3 exons. NCBI's taxonomy places the organism in Eukaryota, Viridiplantae, Streptophyta, Magnoliopsida, Poales, Poaceae.